AUGACGAAGGGUACGACGUCUAUGGCUUGCGCUUCGUGCGGCUACCCUUCGGCCAAGACCCGGAACUACCAAUGGGGCCAGAAGGCUAUCCGCCGGAAGACUACCGGUUCGGGUCGCAUGCGCCACCUGAAGACAGUGGCCCGCCGUGCUAAGAACGGUUUCCGCACUGGCACCGCCGCCAAGGCUGUGGCUGCCUAA
This is a messenger RNA of Malassezia sympodialis ATCC 42132, 198 nucleotides long. RefSeq lists its product as uncharacterized. The transcript has 2 exons. The record is from RefSeq and is a predicted model, not a curated record. Bases 1 to 198 code for a protein of 65 amino acids. Gene Ontology annotation, molecular function: structural constituent of ribosome; RNA binding. Gene Ontology annotation, biological process: translation. Gene Ontology annotation, cellular component: ribosome; cytosolic large ribosomal subunit. Lineage: Eukaryota; Fungi; Basidiomycota; Malasseziomycetes; Malasseziales; Malasseziaceae.